AAUUGUUUAAUCGUGAGAAAGUUGAAACCGGGGAAACCGGUUAAUGCUUGUAUUUGCAUGAUUGCAUCCCACUCACUCUCUGUAUUUCGUCUCUAUCUCUCUCUGUUCUCCUCUCUGUGUAAGGUUGAGUCAGUGUAACUGUUGAUUUUCAUUAACAGGGAGAAGCCCCUGUUGGGUUCGUUCCAUUGACGAAGCUCUGUAGGGAACAGUAUAACGGGCGAUUUCCAACAACAACGUAACUACAAGGCUGUGUUGGUUCCAUUGCUGAAGUGAAGCUCUUCUCUCGAACUAGAUAUGAGUAUGGCCCCAGCGGAAGUUAAAAGGGAAGGUGAUGAUUAUGACAUUCCAAAUGAAGCUGAUGACAUUCGUUUAAUGAAUGAAAGUUGGGCAGAACCUGAUCAUGGUUGCGAAGCUGGUCCGAGCAAUAAAGAAGCAACCAACAUGAACGUUGAAGAUGGCGGAGCCGAUGUGAAAAAAGAAAUGGUUGACGAUGCUCAUCGCAAUGACAUGGUUGGUGAUGUUGAACGUGCUAUUCUGGAACAGAAAUUUGAUUCGGUCUGGAGAAGAUUUCUACAAUGCGUAUGCUAAAGCCAAGGGAUUUAGUAUACGAAAAUCCAGAUUUAACACAAAUAAAGAAGGAAAGGUCGUUAGUAGGCUGUGGUUGUGUUCAAGGGAAGGUCAAAGAUUACCAAAAUACUUGGACCGUGUUGCUGAGAAGAGUAGAGCUCCCAAGGCACUAACAGGAGUAGGUUGCAAAGCCCAAUUUCGCAUACGGUACGAUGCGAAUGCUGGUGAAGGGGGAAAGUAUGUUGUGACUCACUUCGUCGCAGACCACAACCAUGAAUUGGCAGAACAACACUGUGUGAUGUAUCUGAGGUCACAUCGCAGUUUAAACAGCGCUGACAAAGCUCAAGCAAUGGCUAUGCGCAAUGUCGGUAUGAAGACUAGCCAAAUCAUGGAUUAUAUGGUAAAUCAGUCCGGGUCUUAUGAGAAUGUUGGUUUCAUCCGUACGGAUCUGCACAACCAUAUUCAAGACGAACGUAGAGCAGAAGUUGAGGAUGGUGAUGCGCAGGGUGCGUUGGUUUACCUAUGCGCAAAACUUGAUGUUGAUGCAUGUUUUUUUUACAAGUAUGAUGUGUGUAACGAUAACAAGUUACAAAAUCUGUUCUGGGCAGAUUCGAAAUCGCGGGCCGACUACGCAAAGUUUGGUGAUGUGUUGAUAUUUGACUCAACUUACAGAACCAAUGCAUACAAGAAACCUUUUGUUAUGUUGGCUGGUGUGACUAGCCACUUUAGGACCACGAUAUUUGCAUGUGUUUUGCUAGCUAAUGAGACAAUUGAGACAUACACAUGGGUUUUGGAAACAUUUAUGGAGGCGAUGGGCAAUAAAGCACCUGUGUCCGUACUGAUAGAUGGGGAUAAGGCGAUGCGAGAGGCAAUCAGAAGAGUAUUUUCAGACGCAAGACAUCGAUUAUGUAAUUGGCAUUUUGAGAAAAAUGCUGUUUCAAAUGUUCACAUAAGUGGCUUUGCACAUGCUUUCAAGCAGUGCAUGGACAUGGAAACGGAUGAGACAAAGUUUGAGCAUGGCUGGACGACAAUGGUCGAAGAAUUUGGACUUCAAACCAACAGUUGGGUGUUGGAGACAUAUGAGAAGCGUCAUAUGUGGGCUGAGGCAUAUAUGCGUGGACAUUUCUUUGCUGGGAUGAAGCAUGUUUAG
This is a messenger RNA of Camellia sinensis, 1717 nucleotides long. RefSeq names its product protein FAR1-RELATED SEQUENCE 5. Gene Ontology annotation, molecular function: zinc ion binding. NCBI's taxonomy places the organism in Eukaryota, Viridiplantae, Streptophyta, Magnoliopsida, Ericales, Theaceae. The record is from RefSeq and is a predicted model, not a curated record.